AUGAGCUCAAUCGCAACCGACAUUGCGCAGCGUCGCGACGACUCAUCCGAGCUGGCCUCGGGCGAAUCGACCGGUCGAGCCGGCGCAAACGGCGACGGCGUUGCGCCCUCGGAUCACGACAGCCUCAACAUCACUAAUAAUCAUGCUUACAAAAGCUUACGAGUACAAUGCGACUCGAAGACAUCGUGGACUGAGCCAACACAGCCGGCGCAGCCGCCAGAAGUCACCCUAGCCUCUAGAGCGAUCCAAUUCUUUGCGACUGCUACACCAGCAACUCUCGCAGGAUUCGGCGUCGGAGUCUCUGCAGUGACAUAUGCUGUUCUUGGGCGGCUUGGUCUCGUGCUGAUAGGGGCAUUCGGCGGCGUCGUCUCCUUUAUCAUAUGGGAGUCGAAGAACCCUGAGUUCGCAAGGGCAGUUCGUGGUGAAGAUGGACCAGCGGUAUUGGACAGAGUUUGGGCAGACCUGAAGACCGUAAGAGCCGUCGAGAAGCAGGACGAUGACGACGAUGACGAACAGUACCGCAUGAGAGGCUUCGAUGACUUUCGUCCAGAGACUAAAGAGGCGCUGAGCGGCUUGGUCGAUGCCAUUGUGCAGAAUUACAUCAAGUGGUGGUACAGUCCGCUUGUGCCUUCGGACCAUGCCUUUCCUCUUGCUGUCCGCAAGACUAUCACAUCCUACCUGCUGGCCAUCUCGAACCGGAUGAGCCGCAAGCGACCAGCCGAUGCUUUUCUCGAUCUCCUGACCAAUUCGACUUCCAUGAUUAUCGUUUUUCUUUCAGAAUUAGCCACUGCUUUCGCCGAACUGCCCGCCGACACAAAUGUGAACGCUGCCGAUGCUAUAUACAAUUAUCUGGCGGAAAACCCCGACUCCCGCCUUGCAAACCUGCUUAAUAAGAGGCAGCAGGCAACGAAAUUCAAGAUGGUUUCCGAGGACUUGCUUAGUUUCCUAGACAAGAGUGCCUACAACUGUGAUCCCGCUCGGAUUUUCUUGCGGGAGAUUUUGGCGAAUUCCGUGCUCGAACAGACGCUACAGCAGUGCAGCAGGGCCGAGUGGAUCAAUGGGUGGAUCGUAUAUCUUUUGGAAGCAGGAGAACCCAACUUGAAUCAAGCAAUCGAUGUCGGCAUGCAGACGGGCCGCGACGUGGCCAACAACGUCUUUGCCGACUUGGACGGUAAUGUCGGUAACAUCGGCAUCGCGAAGCCUCGACGCGGUAGUAAUGAUCAAGGCCAGGGUCGACGGAAAGAGUCUUCUCACAAGAAAAAACUGAGCAAGGCAGAUGAGGAACUGGAAGAAGCUAUGGAAGAGAUGAAGCGAAUGAACGCCAUGAUUGCAGAGGAUGACAUGCGACGAAAAAGGGCAUCCACAUUGACAGAGGCGUCUGAGCGCUCAAAGCAAAGCAUGGACUUGGCGACUGGAGAUGGGGAGGUCCAGAAGAAUGGUUCUGCAUCCGAGACAUUGUCACCGAUAUCCAGCAGAUACCCGACUCGCGGAGCUUCUGAAAGCAAAGAUCAGUCGUUUACGAGUUUUGAUCAAAUCGUACCUCCUGGCCAGCCAGUAGAUAGCGAUGAAGAUUCGCCGAAAAAGGCACCGCUUACUUUGCACAACGCUUCUUUCACGCUACACGACGAUGGUUCAGGGGACAUGGGAAAGAUCAAGAACAAGCCAAAUACCGACUACUUGAUCCAAGUCGAGCCAUCGUCCUCUCACUACCCCGGCUGGAUGAUUGUGAGGCGAUAUUCUGACUUUGAGACGCUUCACGAGAUCUUGAGGCGUAUUGCUGCCGUAUCAGGCGCAACCGCUUUCAUGGAGCUUCACAAGGAACUGCCCAGCUGGAAAAUUCACACCCGCGAGUCCCUUCGCGGCGAACUGGAGAGAUAUCUACGAGAUGCCUGUUGGUAUCAAGCCCUGGCAGAGAGCGAGGGCAUGAAGCGAUUCCUCGAAAAGUCGCAGGGACACACGCAUGGCAACUCCAAGUCCUUUGGUUGGGAAACAAUGGGCAAGAACAUGCUCGAAGUACUGUCUAUUGGUCCCAAAGGGGCCAUGGAAGGCGGCAAGAGUCUUGUCGGAGGCGUUAGUGGCGUCUUCGGCAACCUGGCUGGCCUGAAUCGAAAGUCGACUAAUCAAUCAAUCGACCUUACCCCAAAUCCGAACCGAUUAUCCAUAUCAUCAACUACGGCAAGCCGAGUUGAUAGCAUUGCACGGUCACCCGCAAGGUCGGAGCGUGCCAGUCUCGAUAGCCAGAGGUCGUCGGUGAUUGCUACCCAGCCGGGCAGGAUUGCCCCAAUGGAGCGAAUGCUGAGCUUCCAGUCUCCCAACACCAGCGAGACGGACCUGAGGAUGGGCCAGAGAGGCCGAGUAGACUCGAUAUCUACUUCGGUAAGCGCACGACCUAGCAGGGAGCACAGUAGAACAUCCAGCCUGGCCGCUCUCCGGUCACCAUCGUCGGUUAGCCUGGACUUUACCAAGCUCCCGCCGCCGCCAGAUGAGAUUAGUGAUGACUACGAAUCCAACGAGUUUGAUGCAAAGCCGCGUAGAAAGGAAGUUGGUAUCAUGGAAGAUCAUAGCCGUAACAAUAGUUCGGCAGCCUUGAACGGGUCGGCGUCCGCGCCGGCGUUAUCUGGCAAGAAGAGCCCGGCAAAGCCCGUCCGCCAGUUCACGCAACUAAGCGAAGCGGAAACUCGCGUGGCAGUCGAGCUCAUCUUUGCUGUUAUCAACGAGAUGUACACCCUCUCGUCGGCCUGGAACAUCCGUCGGACACUGCUCACGGCAGCAAAGUCGUUUUUGCUACGCCCUGGCAACCCCUCACUCCUGACGGUGCAGUCCCUCAUUCAGGCAUCUGUGAUAGACGCCAACACUUCGGAUGCAGGGAUCGCAUCCGGACUACGCAAAGUGCGGGAGAACACCAUGCCCACGGAACAGGAGCAAGCAUCCUGGCCAGCGCCGUUGACUGAAGAGGACAAGAAGCAGCUGGCCAUCAAGGCCCGCAGGCUUCUGAUCCAAAGUGGAGUGCCGGCGGCCCUGAUGGGCGUGAUGGGACAGUCGGCCACUGGCGAGGCGCUGGGGCGUGUGUUUGACUGUUUGCAGAUCGAGGAGGUUGCGCGGGGACUAAUUUUUGGCCUAAUACUGCAGGCAGUGAGGGUUCUUACACACUGA
Trichoderma breve is the source of this 3153-nucleotide messenger RNA. RefSeq names its product PXA domain-containing protein. Bases 1 to 3153 code for a protein of 1050 amino acids. NCBI's taxonomy places the organism in Eukaryota, Fungi, Ascomycota, Sordariomycetes, Hypocreales, Hypocreaceae. Gene Ontology annotation, cellular component: intracellular membrane-bounded organelle. The record is from RefSeq and is a predicted model, not a curated record. The transcript is spliced from 2 exons. Gene Ontology annotation, molecular function: phosphatidylinositol binding.